Molecule: messenger RNA, 885 nt
Organism: Penicillium expansum
Lineage: Eukaryota; Fungi; Ascomycota; Eurotiomycetes; Eurotiales; Aspergillaceae
Exons: 1
Coding region: 1-885 (294 amino acids)
Source: RefSeq, a predicted model, not a curated record
AUGCCUAUGAUCCGUAUAAGACCAGGUCCCGAUCCACAUCCCUGGAACAGAGAUGGCCACCAAUGUGCAAACUGCCAUACCUACCGCUGGAAGCAGCCACAAGUUCCGAUAUUCCAGUCUCCGGCACGAAGCCAGUGGGCGCAGCCGCAUAAGAACGCAUAUCUUUGUGACAAUUGCUAUUGGGACUUGAAUGGGGGCGUGGAGGGGAUUCCGUGUAUGAGAUCUCUACCAUGCCUAUGCGGAAGGCGUGACAAUCUAGCCAUUUUGCUCGCUAGCAAGCGGUUUUGGAACGACGCUGCACCGAUCUUCUGGGCGGAGAACUGGUUCGCCUUCGAGCAUCCCUGUCUCCUAACGGGAUUCUUGACUGCUAUUCGUCCCCAAGUGAGAUCAUGGCUAAGACGUAUAUCGUUUAUGCCUAUCCAUGCUUACUACCAUGAUGAACACGCUAGCAUAUUUCCACAGUGGCGGGAUCCGAUUUGGAAUGGAUGGGAUGAUAUUAAGAGUUGCUGGAAUUUACUGAGACUGUGCGAGGGACUGACAGAGCUGGAGCUUGAUGUGCUGUCUUUGACGCGCAAGGAAUGGGCUCAGGCUAUUCGACUAAUUGAUGUCAAGAAACGGGUCGCCUUUUUUUGCCAUCUGGACCUAGAUGAUAUUGAAGAUGCACCUAAAGAUUCAGCGGAGUUUAUAUGGGAGUCGCAUGCUCUGAGGAAACGAUUCGACUCGCCUACGACCGAUUUGCUUGCUUCUAGCAUGACUGGCAAAAGGGCUAUCAGGAGAAAAGCUCUGAUAACUCAUUACUCUGAGAAUACACUACAACAAAGAUGUGGCGAUUACGGGGUCGAGUUUACCGAGAAGAUGAUCGAAGGCCGAAUAUGGAAUUCAUGA